CGCCGGAGAUUCGCGAGCCCGGCACCCCGUGCCGUCCGCUGGCCAGGACCCGCGGCGCGACCGCGGCGCCGCGCCACAGCAAGCCUCGGGGCAGGAAACAAUGAAGGGAGACAGCAGACAUCUGAAUGAAGAAGAGGGUGCCAGUGGGGGUGAGGACUGUGUCGUAGUCAAUGGGAACUGUAGCGACCAGUCCUCAGAUACUAAGGAUGCCCCUUCACCCCCAGUCUUGGAGGCAAUCUGCACAGAGGCAGUCAGCACACCCGAGAGCAGAGGCCGCAGAUCAAGCUCACGGCUGUCAAAGAGGGAGGUCUCCAACCUGCUGAGUUACACUCAGGAACUAGCAGGAGAUGGAGAUGGUGAGGCAGAGGAUGGGGAUGGCUCAGACAUUCUACUAAUGCCAAAGCUUACACGUGAGACCAAGGAGACCAGGUCACCCUCUGAAAGUCCAGCUGUGCGAACCCGAAAUAGCAACAGUACCUCCAGCCUGGAGAGGCAAAGAGCCUCCCCCAGAAUUACCCGAGGCCGCCAGGGCCGCCAUCAUGUGCAAGAAUACCCCGUGGAAUUCCCAGCUACCAGGUCUCGAAGAAGGCGAGCAUCGUCUUCAGCAAGCACACCAUGGUCAUCCCCCGCCAGCCCUUACCCCAGUAUCGACCUCAUAGAAGAAGGGACACCUCAGAGGAGCAGUACCCCAUCUACUGACUGGAGUCAGGACAGCCAGCAGGAGAGCAUGGACACCACACAACUGGAUGCAGAGAGCAAAGAUGGAGACAGCACCGAGUACCAGGAUGACAAGGAGUUUGGAAUAGGUGACCUUGUGUGGGGAAAAAUCAAGGGCUUCUCCUGGUGGCCUGCCAUGGUGGUGUCCUGGAAAGCCACCUCCAAGCGCCAGGCUAUGCCCGGCAUGCGAUGGGUACAGUGGUUUGGUGAUGGCAAGUUUUCUGAGGUCUCUGCUGACAAACUUGUGGCCCUUGGGCUGUUCAGCCAGCACUUUAACUUGGCCACCUUCAAUAAGCUGGUUUCUUAUAGGAAGGCCAUGUAUCACACUCUGGAGAGAGCCAGGGUGCGAGCUGGCAAGACCUUCCCCAGCAGCCCUGGAGACUCACUGGAGGACAAGCUGAAGCCCAUGCUGGAGUGGGCCCACGGGGGCUUCAAGCCCACUGGCAUCGAGGGCCUCAAACCGAAUAACAAGCAGCCAGUGGUUAAUAAGUCGAAGGUGCAUCGUGCAGGCAGUAGGAAGUUAGAACCCAGGAAACACGAGAACAAAAGUCGAAGACGCACAACCAAUGACCCUGCUGCUUCUGAGUCCUAUCCCCCACCCAAGCGCCUCAAGACAAAUAGCUAUGGUGGGAAAGACCGAGGGGAGGAUGAUGAGAGCCGAGAACGCAUGGCUUCUGAUGUCACCAACAACAAGGGCAAUCUGGAAGACCGCUGCUUGUCCUGCGGUAAGAAGAACCCUGUAUCCUUCCACCCCCUCUUUGAGGGUGGGCUCUGUCAGAGUUGCCGGGAUCGCUUCCUGGAGCUCUUCUACAUGUAUGACGAGGACGGCUAUCAGUCCUACUGCACUGUGUGCUGCGAGGGCCGUGAGCUACUUCUGUGCAGCAACACGAGCUGCUGCAGGUGCUUCUGUGUGGAGUGUCUGGAGGUGCUGGUGGGUACAGGGACAGCUGAGGAUGCCAAGCUGCAGGAACCCUGGAGCUGCUAUAUGUGCCUCCCACAGCGCUGCCAUGGGGUCCUCAGGCGCAGGAAGGAUUGGAACAUGCGCCUGCAAGACUUCUUCACUUCUGAUCCUGACCUCGAAGAAUUCGAGCCACCCAAGUUGUACCCAGCAAUUCCUGCAGCCAGGAGGAGGCCCAUUAGAGUCCUGUCCCUGUUUGAUGGAAUUGCGACAGGGUACUUGGUGCUCAAAGAGCUGGGUAUCAAAGUGGAAAAGUACGUUGCCUCUGAAGUGUGUUCAGAGUCCAUCGCUGUGGGAACUGUUAAGCACGAAGGCCAAAUCAAAUACGUGAACGACGUCAGGAAAAUCACAAAGAAAAAUAUUGAUGAGUGGGGCCCCUUUGACUUGGUGAUUGGUGGAAGCCCUUGCAAUGACCUCUCCAAUGUCAAUCCAGCCAGGAAAGGCCUAUAUGAGGGCACCGGCAGACUCUUCUUUGAGUUUUACCACUUGCUGAAUUAUACCCGCCCCAAGGAGGGCGACAACCGUCCGUUCUUCUGGAUGUUUGAGAAUGUGGUGGCCAUGAAGGUUAACGACAAGAAGGACAUCUCUCGAUUCUUGGCGUGUAAUCCAGUGAUGAUCGAUGCCAUCAAGGUUUCUGCUGCACACAGGGCCCGGUAUUUCUGGGGCAACCUGCCUGGGAUGAACAGGCCUGUGAUAGCUUCAAAGAAUGAUAAGCUCGAGCUGCAGGACUGCUUGGAGUUCAGUAGGACAGCAAAGUUAAAGAAGGUACAGACAAUAACCACCAAGUCGAACUCCAUCAGACAGGGGAAAAACCAGCUUUUACCUGUAGUCAUGAAUGGCAAGGACGAUGUUUUGUGGUGUACUGAGCUCGAAAGGAUCUUCGGUUUUCCUGCACACUACACAGAUGUGUCCAACAUGGGACGUGGCGCCCGCCAGAAGCUGCUGGGAAGGUCCUGGAGUGUGCCGGUCAUCAGACACCUCUUUGCCCCCCUGAAGGACUACUUUGCGUGUGAAUAGUUCUACUCAGGACUGGGGUACUGAGCCAGGUCCCCAGAGUCACCCCUUCCUGAAGGCGCCUCACGUCCCCUUUCUCAGCUCACCUGUCGGGGCCUCACCUCACUGUGUACCUCAGCUUUCUCUUGCUCAGUGGGAGCAGAGCCUCCUGGCCCCUGCAGGGGAGCCAAGGUGCUCCCACCAUGUGCACAACUCAGAACUGGCUGCUUAGAGUAGCCCAAUAUGGUGCUCAUGUUUUCUUAUCCUGAAACCUUAAAACUUGAAGUAGAUAGUAAAAUGGCUUUUUUUCCCCUCCUGGGUUAAUCAGUCAGAAGUGAUGGCUAAGAUACCAAAACGAUAGCUCUCCCAGUACUCAGGGGUAAUGCUGCAAAAUCACUUGAUUUUUGUUUUUAAGUAACCUGACUCCACAUUUGCUAGAGGAUGCUAAUAUCAGUGUGGGCUCAGAUGAACAAGGUCAAGGGGCCAGAAUUUUUUUUUUAAUUUUUCCCUAUGGAUAGUGGAAGAUGAAAAGGUGAUGUUUAUGAUGUAAGGCUUACUGGCACCUUCCCCUUGUUUGGUACAAAGGCUGGAGUCCUGUUGGUCUUGUAGCAUUUCCCAGGAUGAUGAUGUCAGCAGGGAUGAUAUCAUCAUCACAUUCAGGGCUAUUUCCCCCAAGAUUUCCCUGGGCAGGGGCCCGUGUAGCUAAUCCUCAAGAAGACUGGAAUAGAAUGUUUUGAGCUCAGGAAGGGGGUGUGGCCCCUCUUCUAUGUAUGAGGGACAUGAAGGAAGAGGGAGCUUGGCUAAACCAUUUGCCAUGCCCUCUCCAAAUGAUGGACCUCUUUCCCCACAAGCUCAGGUCCCCAGAUAAGUAUGGUCCUCUAAUACUUUAUGAGAAGCUAUGGCCAGAAGCACAUUAUUUUCCCUUAUCUAAGAGAUGAUGGGGAAACCACAAUCUUCUGGAGAUUUUUAAAACCCUUUUACCCUAUGAUGUAUUAUCUUUUUAAGGGGCAUUCUUUUUUAGUGCAUCACUGGAGAUGAGAAGCUGCAUUUCAGAAAUGCUUCGCAGUGGUUUUUAACACCUUUUACUCUAAUUACUGGUGCUAUUUUGUAGAAAAAGGACAACCUUGACACAUUUGGGGGUUUUUAUACACUUUUUAUGGCUCUCAGACUUCUAUUUUCAUGUUUAACAAUUUGACUAAAGUUUUCUUUGGUAACUGGAGCGGUGUCACAAGUGUGGGGAAACUGCCUUGUUUCAACAGUUUGUCUCCACUGUUUUAGGCAGAAAGAUAAUAGAUGCCUAGAGUUUACCUUUCUGUUUGAUUAAAAUCGUAUUUCUCUAUAA
Mesocricetus auratus (golden hamster) is the source of this 4010-nucleotide messenger RNA. RefSeq names its product DNA methyltransferase 3 beta (gene Dnmt3b). Gene Ontology annotation, molecular function: DNA (cytosine-5-)-methyltransferase activity, acting on CpG substrates; DNA binding. Lineage: Eukaryota; Metazoa; Chordata; Mammalia; Rodentia; Cricetidae. Gene Ontology annotation, cellular component: nucleus. The record is from RefSeq and is a predicted model, not a curated record. Bases 101 to 2692 code for a protein of 863 amino acids. Gene Ontology annotation, biological process: negative regulation of transcription by RNA polymerase II. The transcript is spliced from 23 exons.